Panicum hallii is the source of this 771-nucleotide messenger RNA. RefSeq names its product photosystem II repair protein PSB27-H1, chloroplastic. The transcript has a single exon. Gene Ontology annotation, cellular component: photosystem II; chloroplast thylakoid lumen. Bases 120 to 629 code for a protein of 169 amino acids. The record is from RefSeq and is a predicted model, not a curated record. NCBI's taxonomy places the organism in Eukaryota, Viridiplantae, Streptophyta, Magnoliopsida, Poales, Poaceae. Gene Ontology annotation, biological process: photosystem II assembly; photosystem II repair.
CCCCCCAUUUCCCGCUCUCCUGCCUUCCGCCCACAAACCUAACUAAAGCCUUGACACGGCUCACUGACCCUUCCUUUGCCGCCUCCUUGUCCCGCCGAGCUCAGCUCACGUCAGGAGAGAUGAGGGCCGCGUCGUCCCCCGUGCCCGCCGCCGUCCUCGCCGCCCCCUCCUCCGCCUCCGUCGUAAAGCCGCUGCCCCGCGCGGCGGCCUCGAAUGGCGCCGUCAGCGCCGGCAGGCGCGACGUGCUCGCCGGGACCGGCCUGGCGGCGCUGCUGCUGGCGCUGGGCCCAGCGUGCGGCGCGGCGCGCGCGGCGGACGAGGAGUACGUGAGCGAGACGAAGGAGGUGAUCGGGAAGGUGCGGUCGACGAUCAGCAUGGACAAGUCGGACCCGAACGUGGCGGACGCGGUGGCGGAGCUCCGGGAGCUGUCCAACUCGUGGGUGGCCAAGUACCGGCGGGAGAAGUCGCUGCUGGGGCGGCCGUCGUUCCGGGAGAUGUACUCGGCGCUCAACGCCGUGUCGGGCCACUACAUCAGCUUCGGCCCCACGGCGCCCAUCCCGGCCAAGCGCCGCGCGCGCAUCCUCGAGGAGAUGGACACCGCCGAGAAGGCGCUCCUCCGCGGCAGGUAGUAGGCCUCCCCAGCCAAGCCGGCCAUGGCCGUCGCCGCCGUGGUGGGUUCACUUCUGGCAGGGACGCGGCGCGUGCCCUCAGCUCAGCGAGAACGCUCUGCCUCCUUUUUGUAACUACUACUACUGCGAUGUACAUGCAUUC